Messenger RNA from Durusdinium trenchii, 822 nucleotides. The record is from the annotation of a GenBank genome assembly. NCBI's taxonomy places the organism in Eukaryota, Dinophyceae, Suessiales, Symbiodiniaceae.
AUGACCGAUUUCUCGUGCAGUGUCCUCUUGUGCGCUCCCCCCGGCUGGGGUUGGCGGAUAAUUUUUCAAGACUUUUGCACAUAUUUUGCCAGGUCAGUCCCGGAUGUCAUAGUGAAAUCGUUUGAAGACUUGUACACUCAGCACCCCGACCUCUUCGAGGCAGUGAUCCACACGAGCCCAAGACCUACUACCAUCUACUUCCACAAGGCACCCACUUGGUUCAAAGGCUGGAUUGACAUUGACUCUUCCCAGGAUCCCUAUGAUGAGUCCAUGUGGAAAGAGUUUGCAAAGUUCUUGGAUGGUGAGCAUACCUUUGCCGGAGGUCGUUAUGGCAUGGCCAGGGAACUUAUGCAGCGCCAUCUCCCAUUCCUGGCCAACUAUUCGCUCGGUGAGGUCUGUCACAUUGUCCAGCUUGCUAUCCAGCACCGACGGCUAAUUGUGUACCAUCGCAAAAUGUUGAAGCCAAUCCAGACAGUGCUCUGCCAACUGUCCCCUGAUGGAGCAGAUAACACAGAGGGUGAAGAGAUAAAAGACAUGGAUGAUUUGAUGUUGGCCCUUUUCCGUAUGCUGCUGCACCACCCGUCGGGCAUCAGGCUUUGUCGGAUGAAGCAAAUGAUCAAACACGAGUUCCAAAGGAAACUCUCUGAGAUGGCUUUUCAGUGUACCAAGCUUAUCGAGCUCUUCAACGAAGAGCCUCUCAAUAAAACCUUUGUCCUGGACACUGAGAAUGAUGGAAAGUCAAUCUACGUCCGUCUGGGCAACCCAGAGACGUUUUCGGAUCACGUCAAGCGCAACUUGACUAAAAUAGCCUGUCCAGUUUAG